CUCUGAGCCAGCUCAGCUGCUGGCGAUGGGCUCCUCCCCUCCCGUGAUGACACUGGAGGAGGCGGGGGAUCGGCUUAUACAAGCCGAGAAGGCCGACAAGGACCACAUGGCAGUGGUCAAUAAAUCGCUCGCAGCCCUUGAAAACUCCCAGACGACGGCGAACACACUGCUGCUUCUGCUGGUUGUGGAGUUGAGCGGUGCCGCAUUGGCUCACUUCAUCAUUGGCAGCGUCAACAACGCGCAGCUGGUGGCUCACGAGGGGACCAUCAAGGCCCUGCAAGAGCAGCACCUGCUGGACAAGGACGCACUGAUUGGCAAACACGAGGUGGCCAUCGCUGAGAAGGAGGCGGCAAACAUGCUUCUCCAGGAUCAGUUGGCAACGGCCACCGCGGAUCUGGAGAACAAGACUGCCGCAAUUAAGGCCCUCCACAAGGAGGUCGCACAGCUCACGGAGGGUCUUCGGAACACCACACAGGCCCUGCAGCAGAGAGACAAGGCCAUCGUGGCUCUCAAGGACCGAUUCCAGGCCAGUGAGGGAGCCCUCGCCCGAGCGAAUGAGCGUCUGAAGAAGUGGUCCCAAGUCGGUGGGGGCUUCGUGACUGCGGCCAUGGUCCCCGUCUGCAUCCUCAGCGCCCUGGGUACCUUCUGCAGCUUUUGCGCCACCAUUGCGCUGGUGCUAGGACCCUUGUUCAGCUGGAUGGAAGGAUCCAUGAAGAAGGUCGAUUGGCGCGAGGCAAUCAAGCACGUCUUCUUCAUCAUAGGUGCGGCCGCUGCGCUCGCCUUCUGCAUCUGGGCACUGCGCCUGAGUUCCACCUUGGUGUGUGAAGCCAUCUCUGCGCCCGCCUGAGGCACACACAUGUGAGAGAGAGGAGGAAGGCCACUGGACUCGACUUGGCUACCUAUGGUGUCUGUGCGAGGGUGGGUGGGUGGCUGAUGUAUCCUGAGGGAUGGGGGAGCGGUCAUGUGUCCGUGGUAAGUAAUGGCGGUUGUCUGUCAACCAACGGCCAAAGCGACUGUGGGUGUGACGGAAUUGAUUGACUGACUGACUGACUGGCUGACCGGCCGAUCGGUUGCUCUUCCCUGAGUGGCUGCCAGUGUGCCUUAAUUCGUUAGCCUGGCCUGUGAUGUUCGCCUGUCCUGCUUUGUGACUGACAGAGGGGAGGGGGGAUGUUUCUGUAGGAUUCAUGGUGCUGUGGGGGUCGGCUGUUUCGUUGGUUGGACACUUUGGGUG
Molecule: messenger RNA, 1231 nt
Organism: Vitrella brassicaformis
Lineage: Eukaryota; Vitrellaceae
Source: the annotation of a GenBank genome assembly